CAUGCAAUGAUGCAAAGGAAACUCAACGAAGACGCAGAGAAAUGUGGAAGUGGAAGAAUGUCCUUCAACACAGUUACACGUUCACGCGCUCACACACGCGCUCUUACUCCGCCAUUCAGCGCUUCAGCUCAACUUCAACUGCAACUACUCCGAUUGAAUUCCGGUGGCGCUUCCUCCUCACUCGUUCUUCGUUUUCCUAUUCAAGUCAACCACGGCCAGAAAACGGCGCCGUAUCAGCUGCUAAGGAUGAUGAUAAGUUCGAGCCAGUUACUGGAUGGAACAAGCAACUCGUCAAGCUUAAGAUUCUACUCGCCUUUCCCUGGGAGCGUGUCCAAUACGGCUCCCUCUACUCCGUCAAGCUGCGCGGCCGGAUAACGGAACAGCUGCAGAGUAGGUACUCUCGAGCACUGUCUCUGCCUCAGAUUUGUGAAAAUUUCUUCAAAGCAGCUUAUGAUCCUCGGAUCGCCGGCAUCUACCUCCGUAUUGAUCCUCUGAGCUGCGGCUGGGCUAAACUCGAUGAAAUUCGACGUCACAUAUUUGAUUUCAGAAAAUCAGGAAAAUUUGUUGUGGCGUUUGUCCCUUCAUGUCGAGAAAAGGAGUAUUACCUUGCGUCUGCAUGUGAAGAGAUAUAUGCUCCUCCAAGUGCCUAUGUUUCUUUGUAUGGAUUGGCCAUUCAAGCACCUUUCUUCAGAGGUAUUUUAGAUAACCUAGGAAUUGAGCCUCAUUUGGAAAGGAUUGGCAAAUACAAAUCAGGAGAUAACCUUACUCAUAGAUCAAUGACUGAAGAGAGUUCUGAGGUGCUGAACCAAUUGCUUGACAAUAUCUAUACAAAUUGGCUGGAUAAAGUGUCUUCUGCUAAAGGGAAGAAAAGAGAAGAUAUUGAGAACUUCAUAAAUGAAGGUGUGUAUGAUGUGGACAGACUGAAGGAAAAGGGCUACAUAUCAGACGUAAUCUAUGAGGAUGAGAUUAUGGCCAAGUUAAGGAAGAGACUAGGAGUGAAAAUUAAUAAAAAUCUACCUAUGGUUGAUUACAGAAAAUACUCUUUAGUCAGGAAAUGGACUCUUGGAGUAUCUGGUGGUAAAGAUUUGAUAGCCAUAAUCAGAGCCACAGGGCUCAUCCGCGGUGGUGAUAGUUCAUCAGGUGUUCGUUCCUCAGGUGUCAUUGCAGAGAAGAUCAUUGAGAAGAUUCGCAAAGUCAGAGAAUCAAAACAAUUUAAGGCUGUGAUUAUCCGAAUUGAUAGUCCGGGAGGUGAUGCUCUUGCUUCUGAUAUGAUGUGGAGAGAAAUCAGGCUUCUGGCAGCCUCAAAACCAGUCAUUGCUUCAAUGUCUGAUAUUGCAGCAAGUGGAGGGUACUACACGGCAAUGGGAGCAAGGGCAAUUGUUGCUGAAAGUCUUACCUUAACUGGUUCAAUUGGAGUGGUUACAGCAAAAUUUAACCUGGGGAAAUUGUAUGAGAUGAUUGGCUUCAACAAAGAAAUCAUAUCAAGGGGAAGAUACGCUGAACUCCUUGCUGCUGAGCAGCGUUCUUUUCGGCCACAUGAAGCAGAGUUAUUUGCAAAGUCUGCACAACGCAUUUAUAAACAGUUUCGUGACAAGGCAGCUCUUUCGCGAUCAAUGACAGUAGAAAAGAUGGAAGAGGUUGCGCAGGGGAGGAUUUGGAUGGGCAAGGAUGCAGCUUCACAUGGUUUAGUUGAUGCUGUCGGUGGCCUUUCUCAAGCCAUUUCCAUAGCUAAAUCAAUGGCCAAUAUACCUAACGACAGACAGGUUACUGUUGUGGAGCUCUCAAGACCCACCCCUUCUCUACCCGAGAUUUUGAGAAGUCUAGGUGGUUCUAUCGUUGAGGUAGACACAACGUUAAAGGAAUUGUCACAGGACUCGACAUUUUCUAAUGGAGUUCAAGCGCGGAUGGAUGGAAUCAUUGAAUCAUGUUUCAGAAAUUCGGACAUCUAAACCUCAACUGCAUUUUGCCAUUCAUGAAAAAUUGCCUGAAUUCCUUGUAGCCACGAUAAUUCUUACCAAUGGUUUUCCUUCUUUUUUUUUUUUUCAAAUAAAGUUUUCAUUCAGUUUGCCGUUUACACUGGAAAUGUAAGCAUAUAGGGGUCAAUAAACAUGAGAGAUUCUUAGGUUCAUCCCAGGUGAUAGAAUUUCACUCUCUAUCACUGAAUAUGUUACCUUCUAAGAUUCGCAUUCCAUAGAAAUGAACCGAAGCUAUUUUAUAUGUUGACUAGUGCACUUUUUCUCUC
Arachis duranensis is the source of this 2242-nucleotide messenger RNA. RefSeq names its product serine protease SPPA, chloroplastic. Gene Ontology annotation, molecular function: peptidase activity. Lineage: Eukaryota; Viridiplantae; Streptophyta; Magnoliopsida; Fabales; Fabaceae. The coding region runs from base 42 to 1949 and encodes 635 amino acids. The record is from RefSeq and is a predicted model, not a curated record. The transcript is spliced from 13 exons. Gene Ontology annotation, cellular component: membrane.